AUGUUUGGCUUUGAUUCGGUAUCUCGUAUGACUUUCAUGCGAUUUUUACCGAAAACCUAUUCGUAUCUAAUUAAAGAACUUGGUGCUAUUGUUAUGAAAGGCUACAAUAUUGUCGGUGAUGGUACGCCAGCAGCACUUUUUCCUAUUCUGACCGGACAAACAGAACGCGAACUACCCGAAUCACGACGAGGCUAUGCAGGUGCUCAAACUGUCGAUGAUUUUCCUUGGAUUUGGAAACAAUUCAGAGAUAAUGGUUAUGUGACACAAUGGGCUGAAGAUAUGCAGAAUGUUGGUACAUUUCAAUAUCGUCUAUUAGGUUUUCGUAAUCCACCCGUGGAUCAUUUCGGUCGUCCUUUCUAUAGGUUUGCAGAACCACAGAAAACGUCGAGGCCACAUUGUUUUGGUUCGAUCACUCGUCUCCAAGCGAUGUUCGAUUGGAUUCGCAAUCUCUUCGAUAUGUAUCGUCAUCAACCAAAAUUUUCGUAUCUAUUCCAUUCCCAUUAUUCACAUGAUUCUAAUAAUCGUUUACCGUACGCUGAUAACGAACUCUUAGCUUUUCUUCAAAUGAUGCAAACAAAUGGGUAUUUAGAUCACACGAUGCUCGUCAUUAUGACUGAUCAUGGUGCUCGGUUCGCAUCAUUGAGAAAGACUUAUCAAGGCAAAUUGGAAGAACGUUUACCUUUUAUGUCCAUUCGAAUGCCACCUAAGUUUCAAGCACAAUAUCCAACAAUUAUGAGAAAUUUACGUUUGAAUUCACAUCGAUUGACAACACCGUUUGAUAUUCAUGAAACAUUCGAACAUCUUUUCGACUUUCAUUCGAACGAUCAUUAUCAAUCGAAAUCGAACCGUUCAAUCAGUUUAUUCGAAUUAGUGCCUGAAAAUCGAACUUGUGCACAAGCUGAUGUAGCGCAACAUUGGUGUGCUUGUUAUAAUUGGCAGGACAUAUCGACUAAUGAACUAAUCAUUCAGCAGUAUAGUCAAGCUGUCGUUGAUUUUCUGAAUAAGUUCGCGUCAGAAUACAAACAAGAAUGUGCUACCCUUAGUCUAUUUCGAGUAAACAAAGCUAGUCAGUUAAAAAACGAUGAUCAUCGUUCGAACUCUAUUCAUUCAAACGAUAAAAACAGCUCGUUACAUCAGACAAAUGAAAGCAGAUUCUAUCAGAUUCAAUUUGAAACAAAGCCCGGUGAAGCUCGAUUUGAAGUGACAGCUGGAUAUGAUCCAAAGACAAAAACAUUCGAUAUUCAACGACGGCAUCUUAGUCGAACGAAUAAGUAUGGCGAAACGUCGGCUUGUAUUGCUCAAAAACGACCAGACUUGCGAGAAAUUUGUUACUGUUCGAGUUUGUUAAUUAACACAACUAUUCCUAGUACUACUAUAGAUAUGAAUAAUAAAAUAAAAACAAUGAUAGGGGACACAGUUGUGAAUACUAGCAGUGUUCAUCCCUAA
This is a messenger RNA of Adineta steineri, 1446 nucleotides long. The record is from the annotation of a GenBank genome assembly. Lineage: Eukaryota; Metazoa; Rotifera; Eurotatoria; Adinetida; Adinetidae.